Molecule: messenger RNA, 481 nt
Organism: Penicilliopsis zonata CBS 506.65
Lineage: Eukaryota; Fungi; Ascomycota; Eurotiomycetes; Eurotiales; Aspergillaceae
Exons: 2
Coding region: 7-468 (153 amino acids)
Cellular component (GO): mitochondrion
Molecular function (GO): carbon-nitrogen ligase activity, with glutamine as amido-N-donor
Source: RefSeq, a predicted model, not a curated record
CCGCUGAUGGGCAAGAUUCGGGCCGAUCUGAAGACGGCGAUGCGGGCAAAGGAUACAGUGAGGCUCACUGUGCUGCGCGCUCUGAUCUCCGAGACGAACAACGCCGCCAAGACCUCCUCGCCCAUCCAGACCGACCUUCAGCUCCUCUCGUUGAUCCGGAAACGCACGGCGGCGUCACGAGAAGCCGGCGAGCAGUUUGCUGCAGCCGACAGAGCGGACCUCAAGGAGAAGGAGGAUGCGCAGGUCGCCGUGCUGGAGGAGUACGCGGGCCAGGUGGAGACGAUGGACGUGGCGGAGAUUGAGGCCAUCGUCGCGCAGCAGAUCGCCGCCCUGAAAGACACCGACAAGAAGGUCGAGGUUGGGGCCGUGUUGAAGGCGCUGUUUGCGCCGGGGGGUGCGUUGGAUGGGAAGCCAGCCGAGAGGGCAGUGGUGGCUCGCAUAGCCAAGGAGGGUGUGAAGAGCGUAUAAAAACCGUGCAGGG